UUUGAGGUUAAACGAUUACGCUUAUCAACUACCAAACAAACAGGACGAUUCUUUUGACUCCUAUCCGCUCGUUUGAUUUGUUUCGUUCUCUUCAUUUUCGGUAAGUACAUGCGAUUUUAUCCAUUUUAAUCUCAGAAUUUUAGACACCUACUAAUAUUAUUCGAAUUUGUAUUAUUUCAAUUGAACAUUAAUAUUCAUUUAAUAACUUCUCCGUUUUAAUUUUUUUUAAUUAAAUUUUUCCUUCUACGUGUUGUAUUUUUAUUGUGACACGGUACUUUUUGCUUCUGUUCAGGUUAUAGGUAAUAAACAAAAGGCAUCAAGAUGGCCCCAAGCGGUAAUAAUAUGAUUCCGAAUGGACAUUUCCAUAAAGAUUGGCAACGUUAUAUCAAGACUUGGUUCAAUCAACCAGCUCGUAAAUUGAGACGUAGACAGACGCGUAUCAAGAAAGCCAAAGCGUUGGCACCUAAGCCUGCCGCGGGUCCUCUUAGACCGGUAGUACGUUGCCCUACACUGAGAUAUCACACAAAAGUCCGUGCUGGACGUGGUUUCACUCUACAAGAACUAAAGGUAAAUUUCAUAUACAGAACUGAUGUGUUCACUACUGUUAACUACAUGAUGACUUAGGGUGCUGGUUUAAACAAACAUUUUGCCCGUACUAUUGGAAUUGCUGUAGACCCAAGACGCAGGAAUAAGAGUGUGGAAUCGUUGCAAGUUAACAUUGAACGUUUGAAGGAGUACCGUUCCAAAUUGAUUUUGUUCCCACUUAAGAGCAAAACCAACAAAAUUAAGAAGGGCGAAGCUACUGUAUGUAUACACCUAUACAAUUACUUUGAAAUAAUAUAAAAUAUAUUUCUUUAAACCUUUUAUAAUUUUUCAUAUUGUUUAGGAGGAAGAACGCAAGACAGCUACACAAAUCAAGGGAGAAAUUCUACCAAUUAAACAGUUUGUCAGCACAGAACCUGAAGUACGAGCUAUUACAGAUGAAGAAAAGAAGUUUGAAGCUUUCAAUGCUAUCUGCCAGGUAAAACAAAUUCUGAUUACUUUUUGUUGCACAUUUUUAAAAUCCACUUUUUCUUACUAAAAAUGUGAGAGUCAUAGGUGUGCAAAAUUAUCUAUUAUUUUGUUCUUUUUUUAUUUUAUUUUUUAUGUUUUCUAAAAUUUAAUUAAGAACAAAUUAACAAACUUAAUAUUAUUCAAGCAAAAUAUUUACUUUAAUAAAGUCCAAUUAAUCAUUAUACACAAUCAAUUUUAUUAACAAUAUAUUGUAUAUUGGUAAUAUUGAAGGAGAUUGAACAAAUUUCUAUUCAUAUGCUAGAAAUGAUAUAUGGGUCGGUAGCAUUAUUGAAUAAUAUAUACACAAUAUUUCUCUAGUAUCUAUUUGGCUAACAAACUGAUAUGUGAAGAAUACAAAAAUGAAAAUUGAAUAUUGGCUACAAAUAUAUUUGUUGUCAAUAAUAUUGAUUAUGUGUGAACUGCUUUAGUGUAAGAAUUGAUCUGCUAAAAAGAAUCAAAUAUUUUGAUUAUCGGUAAAUUUAUCAAUGAACAUUUUAAAUAACCUUUGUCAACUGCUCACGGUUGUGUUAGAUAGAUCCUUUAUCCUUUGACAUUUAUUGUGCUGUUAUAUUAAUAUUGGUUUGAUAAAUUAUUAAAAACUCAAUUUGAAUGUUAAAUUAUUGAUCUGAUUGCAAAUAUUGAUACAAUUUACCCCUAACUCUUGUAGAACUUAAAAUCUAAUUGGAAUUUUUUGUCAUCUAAAACACCUGACGCCUUUCUAUCACACUUAAUCUAUUUAAUCAUUACGUUUCAAAUCUUUAUAAAAGUUAACAUUAUUUUGUACAAAAUAUCCUAGAUUCUCAACCUCACUUAUAACUGCUUAUCAUUGCUUUCUUAUCUUAUUUUUCAAAACGCGUAAUUUGUUUUACUUCUACUUAUUCUGGUCCCUUUUCAUUUCAAGUACUACUCCGUUCCUCAAGCCUAUUGUUAACUUAAUCCAGAUUAUCUGCAAACUGUACACUUUUCUCUCCUGUUGUCCACACGUACAUCCAAGAUUGGACAAUCGAUCAAAGUGUUAAGAACUCUUCAUACUGUUUGACAGAAAUUUACACUGGCUGUCAUCCUGAUAUAACUCUAUUUCUCUCUUCAAACAGAUAGAGAAAAUAUUCUCACCCAAUUUAUUUUAUUGUAUUAAAUGUACAAUCCUUAAAAGAGCCACUCUGUACUAUUAUGGUACACAAAUGAGUGGUUCUUGAGUCAACCUGUACUAAAUCAAAUCAAAACUUACUGUUUUAUUAGCAUUUUUUUUUUAAUUGCUAUUAAAGUAUCUUAUGAACAUGUAUUUAUUAAUAUUAUUUUAGAGCCACUGUGAAUAAAAACCUAUCUUUAGAUUCCUAUUUUGAUACCAAAAGAAUAAAAAUAAUUUUUAAAAACAAGAGUUAAUUUUAGCAUUAAAAAAAAACUCCAAUGAUACUUUUUUAUAUUGUAUCUUUAAUUGGGAGUAUUGAAUUAAGAUUAUAAAAUGGGGACAAAUAAAACUUUAAGUCUAUUAUUGCAUUUUAUAUUCUGAGUAUACCUAAUAAAGAAGCUUUUAACUUGACAAAGAUUUUUUUUUUAUUUAUUGAUGCAUACAGAUAUAAAAUAAAUUGUCUUGUAUAUAUCCUACCUUUUCACUUACAAUAUUGACUUGCUCAUUAGCAAUAUAGCAAUAUUCAGUUUUUUAUUUGUAUUAUAUGUAAUACAUGUUUUUAUAUUAUCUUAUUGGCUCACUAAUAAUAAUAAUACAAAUUUUUAAUAUUUUAUCUCUACCUAGUGGUGGAUAUUUCAAAUUUUAAAGUUUUGUUUAUGAUUGCAGGCAAGGCUUGAAGCCAAACUGGUAGGUAUCAAAGAAAAGAAGGCCAAAGAAGCAGCUGAAAAUCCUGAUGCUGCGAAAAAAGCAGCUGAAAAGAAAAAGAAGGGUAAAGGAAAGAAGAAGUAAAUUUUGUAUAUUGUUUGACUUUUAUAAUAAAAAAAGUUAAGACUUAAUGUUUAUUUUGUAAAUCAUUUUAAUUCUUUAAUAUAACAUGACAAAAAACAACAAAAAUACAUUUAAUUUGACUAAGUAGUAAUAUGUUUACAUAAUAUUUAUGUUAUCAACAAUUAGUGCAAGAAUAAUAAUGAGCAACUUAUAAUUUUUAGCAUUAUUCCGAUAAAUGUAAUAUUCUUUUCUUAAUUAAUUUUAGUAACUUGAUAUAUGAGAAAUCACUUUUGGCAUAUAUCGUGAUUCAUCAGAAACUUUUGGUAUAGUUAUGCUCACAAAAGGUGCAUGUAUUUUUGGAGUUGCUAGAAAUUUAGUUCCUGCUAUGUCGAUUUCAUACUUUGCUGUUGGAGAUAAUAUGUAGUCAUUUGUGAUGACUGUAUGAUUUCUAUUACGAUUAUCUGUAAAAGGUAGUCGAACGUAUCCCAAACAUAUUAAUUUUUCCAUUGUAAAACCAUAACUGAAAAAAAAAUGUUUUGAAUUUCGGUAUAUAUUAUACAAAAUCAUUGAUGGUUUUUUUUAUUCUUGAUUGAAUUGAAAUUCUAAGUUUUGAUUCUUUAAGAGAUAAUGUUUCAAUACUUAUUACUUACCCAGCUGAUGUUACAGUUCCAACAAACUUUCCAUUUCGAUAAAUUGGUUCCAUUCCCCAUGCCCAUAAAUCCUUAUCAGGAUCCAAGUCAUCUAAUAUAAACAUAACAAGUUUUUUUGUAAUUCCUUGAUCUUUUUGAUGUUGCAAAGCAAAUUUUCCUGUGAAAUAUUCUUUCUGUGAAAAGAAAAAGAAUAAAUAUUGAAAAUAAUUAUAAUUUAAAAUGAAUCAAAUUGUUUACAUUAAGUUUCACUAGAUGGUUACAGCCUGCUUCAAAUGGUGUAGUAAAUCUUGUCAGAUCUUCUGCCCAAAAUGGUAUAAAUUUCUCAAUCCUCAUAAAUCGUUGUGUUAAACUGCCGACAUCUCUAAUUCCAUAAUCAAAUCCAACUGUAAUUAGUCUAUCGUACACAUGCAGUGCAUAUUCCGAUGGGAUGUAAAGACAAAAUCCUGGUUCACCGGUGUGUGUAAAGGCCAUCAUCAUAACAUCUGAAGCAUAACCAAUGUCAACAGUCUGCAAUAAAUAAGCAUAAAUUGUAUGGUUGACGACUAGUUGAAUUACUAAACUGUUCAUUUAAUUACCUUAUAUGUAAAAGGUUGAACAUUUAAUUCAAUAUCAGAUUGUGAUAAUUCAGACAUCAAGGCACCAGCUUUAGGACCAAUAACAUUUACGACAGUGUACAUUGAAGUUAUGUCUGCCAGUUGAAUUGACUCAUCUUUAGGCAAAUGAUCUUUGAGCCAAUCUAAUACUCUAGUUUGCUGACUGGUCGGUGAUACCAUCAAAUAACUGUUUUAAUUUAAAGAACAUUUUUGUACUAGUAGAUUCUUUCAAUAAUAAUAAUAAUUCAUAUUUAUUUUUGAGACCACUAAGAAAAGUUUUACCAAUUUUCUCUUUCACGUACUAAAAGGCAGUCAUUUUCAUAACCACCUCUCUCAUUCAACAUGCCUGUAUGAACUAUCCCCCCUACUGGAAUAUUUACAUCAUUUGUACACAAACAUUGUAACCAUUCAACUACACCAGUAUAUUGAGACUGAAAAUAACAUCAAACCUAAAUUAAUGUUUAUUAAUGAAUCAAGUAUAUAAAAUAAUAUGUUACCUCAUUUUCUUCACUCAAAUCCUGUUUCCCCUGUACAUGAAUAUAUGCAAUUAAAAUAAAAUAUUAAUACACAGAAACAUAAUUAAAACUAAAAAGAAUAAUGAGUGAAUACCUGAAUUUUCAUUUUGGAAAACGAAGACAUGUCUAUUAUACCUACAGUUUCUCUACAAGCAUAAUAUUCUUCCAACAUAAAAUCAAAAAAUUUUGGUUUAUAAAAUGUACCUGGUGGCAUUACCGGAGGUGGCCCUUUUCCUAAUUAAAAAAUAUUGUACUGUGAAUUUGUUAUGAAUGACAAAUAUGCUCUAACAUCAUAACUACAAUAUAUUUGAUUUCUUAACUUUGACCUAAUAUCACAUAAACAUAGGCGUAACUUGAUCAAUAACUUUGAGGAUGUUAAAAUUGUGGAAAUAUCAAAUAUCCCAUGAUGGGAGCACAUACUCCCAGAAUCCCCUUCACAUGGUUCUUAUAAUAGUUAUCUACACAUUCCAAUUAAAAUUUUGUACAUACAAAUUUAUCAUAACUAUAUUAACAAUAUUUUUCAUAUACUGCACAUGCAUUAUUGUCUGUAGAAAAUCUAUACUUUGUUCUGCUCAUUAAUUAUGAAAUAUAAUACAAAUAAAGUAUUUAGUCUCGUUACAGUAUGAAAACACUGAUUGGGUUUUUAGGGAGUGCUAAAGAUCCCCUAGUUACGUCUAUGCACAUAAAUAUAUUUUUAUUUACCAUUGUAUGUUGUAUCAAAAUACAGUGGACGUUCAUAUCCCAUUCGAGUACCAAAAAUUGCUCCUCUUUUUUCCAGAACACUAAAUAAAGGUGAACAUCGUAACUUUCUAGCAUUCUUAUAUUCAUUUUGAUGAGGAUAUGGUAUAGCAUAAUGUCUAAAAAUUUUUAAUAAAUAAAUAAGUAAUUUAAAGUAAUCAUUUUUUUUUUUUUUGGUUAUUUCACGGU
Molecule: messenger RNA, 5635 nt
Organism: Cinara cedri
Lineage: Eukaryota; Metazoa; Arthropoda; Insecta; Hemiptera; Aphididae
Source: the annotation of a GenBank genome assembly